Molecule: messenger RNA, 1680 nt
Organism: Aspergillus thermomutatus
Lineage: Eukaryota; Fungi; Ascomycota; Eurotiomycetes; Eurotiales; Aspergillaceae
Product: cystathionine gamma-synthase
Exons: 4
Coding region: 1-1680 (559 amino acids)
Biological process (GO): transsulfuration
Molecular function (GO): cystathionine gamma-synthase activity; pyridoxal phosphate binding
Source: RefSeq, a predicted model, not a curated record
AUGAAAUGUGGCUAUCCUCGCUUCUUCAUUCACCCCAUCAUUCAUGAGCUUGCGAAGGAAGUUGUAAAACUUUGUGGAAAUACCGAAACAGAAGCGGCUACUUUAUUCCCGUCACCCAAGACUGCAAGCUUAUGCCGGUCAUUCAUUCUUUCGAGGAUUCCCUCCCAAGAAUCCCAAAGAAUCCGUAUUGUCAACUUCGUCCCGGCCCCUCACACAGAGUCCCGGCCACAGACGAUACGGUCACCCUUAUCGUGUGUGAUUUACCCAACAGAAUAUGCUUCCAUCGCCAAGCAAGUAUGGCAACAUAGUGGAAAUGGGAUAUCCAGUCGUCGGGGCGAAUUUUGUCUAAGCGCGCUGCGAGAUGGAUUCCUUGUGGAGGACAAGGAACCUGCACAGAUUGACCAAUCGUCGCAGAAAUUUUAUAAGGGUCCACGGCGGUAUCAGGGAAGAGCGAAUGGUAUAGUCCGGGGCGGUGCAAUUCACGCCUCAGCUCCUGACUUGUUGACGGAGAAUACUGAAACUCAGGACGGCCGUGAAUACGUCCAAUUUAUCGAGGAGCGCUUCGGCAGAAACUUGAGCGUUUCACUGGCUGAUCAAGCGAAGCAAGCUGUGCGCAGACGAAUCUCGGGCGUCCUCACUGCUGAUGUCGAUUUAAGUGAGGCUCUUGAAGAAACAUCGGGAGAGGGUAGAGUAGCAGGGCUGACAGAUUCCGAUGUUUUUCUCUUCCCAAGUGGUAUGAGUUCAAUCUUCAAUACGCACCAGAUGCUUCUGGCUGCUAAAGGUCCUAUGAAAAGCAUUUGCUUUGGAUUCCCCUACAUAGAUACCUUGAAGACGCUUGAGAAAUGGGGCCCUGGUUGCCUGUUCUACGGACAUGGUUCCUCUGAAGAUCUGGACGAUCUGGAAUCCCGACUAGAAGGUGGCGAGAGAUUUCUUGCGCUCUUCACCGAGUUUCCAGGAAACCCAUUACUCAAAUCCCCUGAUUUGAAGAGAAUUUAUGCGCUUGCACAGAAAUACGACUUUGCAGUGGUGGUGGAUGAGACAGUGGGCAACUUCUUGAACAUCAACGUGCUUCCUUAUGCAGACAUUGUUGUCAGCAGUCUGACAAAGGUCUUCAGUGGAGAUAGUAAUGUUAUGGGAGGAAGUGCUGUUAUCAACCCACAUGGGCGCUAUUAUCAGGACCUGCGAACCACUUUCAGCCGUGAGUACGAGGAUAAUCUCUGGGCAGAAGAUGCCGUUUUCUUGGAGAGGAAUAGCCGUGACUUUGUGUCUCGAAUCGAAAAGAUAAACAAUACCACGGAAGACAUUACAGCCUUGCUGAAGGAAUCCCCUGUCGUGAAAAAUGUUUACUACCCUAAGUACAACCCUUCAAGGGUUUUUUACGAGGAGUUUCGCACCCCCAACGGUGGUUACGGUGGUCUAUUCUCCGUCACCUUCCACUCUGACGCUGAAGCAAUCGCGUUUUUCGAUCAUCUCGAAGUUCUCAAAGGCCCUAGCCUUGGAACAAAUUUCACGCUCAGUUCGCCAUAUACGCUACUCGCACAUUACAAUGAGCUCGACUGGGCUGCUUCGUUUGGUGUGGAGUCUAACCUGGUGAGAAUAAGCGUGGGUUUGGAGGAUGUAUCGGAUCUCCGCGACCAAGUCCAGCGAGCCCUCGCAGCAGCCGCACAAGCGAAGGCUUAA